Messenger RNA from Lingula anatina, 2153 nucleotides. RefSeq names its product multiple inositol polyphosphate phosphatase 1. Lineage: Eukaryota; Metazoa; Brachiopoda; Lingulata; Lingulida; Lingulidae. Gene Ontology annotation, molecular function: acid phosphatase activity; inositol phosphate phosphatase activity. The record is from RefSeq and is a predicted model, not a curated record.
AACCACUAACACGAAGGUAAACAAUGUGUUGCUGGGUAUAUAACCUUACUGUGUUGUGCCUUAGAGAUGGGUACUGUUGAUGAACUAAGCUAACGAUCUGCGUUAUUUUGCGCUUGUCUUCUGCUCCAGGACCUAACAUCUGUGUUGUUGGUUCGACCUGUGUGACGUCAUACGCGACAGACCACAACGUAACAGCAACAGGCGAGAUUACAUCUUUGCGGUUUCUCCUUUAAAAAACAUACUAGCGAGAAAGAAGCGUUAUUUAUCACAAAAUGGCAGCAACCUCGAGCUUCACCUUGACUUUGCUUGUGGGGUUCCUCUGUUGUUCUCUGAGCUUAAACACUGAGCAGGUGCCGUGUUACACCUCUGAGAAAUCCCCAUAUCGGUUAUACGGUUCCAAGACGGCGUACGAGGAGAUACCGGCGAAUUGGAAUGGAAGUGUAACAAGGAAUACCGACUCGGUGGAGCAAGGUUGCAAUCCAAUCAUGAUUUGGCAUCUGAAUCGCCAUGGAUACCGUUACCCUGGAGACGAUGACAUAGAGCUGUUCAACACCGUACUACCUGUAUUCAGAGACGGAAUUGUAAAUAAUGCUACAGUGGCCGGUCAGUUUUGUGCUGGAGAUCUCGCGGCACUACGAGACUGGACCCCAAGAAUGGUUCCCAGGGAUGAUUCCAAGCUUGUGGAAACUGGUCAUCGAGAGUUAAUGAGCAUUGCUGACCAUUUCCGGGGAAAAUAUCCCUCCUUACUGAAUGUAUCAGUGGACGCACUGUUGGCGAAUUUCACCUUCCGCCACACCGAUAAGGAGAGAACGAGAAUGAGCGCUAAGGCGUUUGUAAAGGGGCUACUUAAACAACCAGGAAUGUCUGAUGCCGAGCUAAAUGCACUGGUAGACCGAGUACCGAUGGUUGUCCGAGAAAUAGGAAAGGACUUACUUCUACGUUUCUACGAUGUUUGCGAAAAAUACAUUAAGACCGUAGAUGAGCAGCCAGUAGCAGAGCUAGAGAAGUUCUACAAAGCCUCGGUGAUGGCUAAAACGAGAGGGGACGUAUCAAUGAGGCUGGGACUGGAUCAAAGUUUGAAUGAAACGGUUGCCGAGGCUCUGUGGCUAGCAUGUGCCAGCGAGUACGCCAUAUAUGGGCUUACCCAAGACAAAACCGUCCGGAACUCAAGUGCUGCCCCCUGGUGCUCACUUUUUACACAGGAGGAGCUGAAAGCUUUUGAGUACGUUGCCGACUUGGAAUAUUAUUACAAGAACUCCUACGGGAAUGAAGUAAACUACGAGCAGACGUGUCCGUUAUUGAAGGAUUUAAUUGGAGCGAUCAGGAACGCAACGACCGGGUCUAACUUUCUUCAUGGGCUGUUUAGAUUUGCUCAUUCAGCCACAAUUGUGCCGUUCUACUCUGCUCUUGGACUGUUCAAGGAUGCCCAGGCCCCGACCUCCGAUAACUAUGACUCUCGAGCAGACAGAAAACUUCGAACCAGCUACAUUGAUUCCAUGGCCUCAAAUAUCAACUUCGUAAUCUACAAAUGUGAAGACACACACAAAUUCAAAAUCCAUGUGAACGAGCGCGAAACUCUGUUACCCGGAUGUAGUGACAUAUUGUGCGACGUCAGUAUACUGAUGGAUAGCGUGGGAAAAGUCGCAGACGCGUGCGAUUUUGAAAAGAUCUGUAAAUGGCCUGUUAACCCGCCGAUAGGGAGAGCCACAAGAGAUGCGGUUGCCACGACAACUUUGAUGCUGACAUUCCUUGUGCUUCUUUUAUCUAGGCAGUUAUAAUAGUAAAAGUUAGUAGUUUUGUUAUCUAAGGUUAAUGUGUUCGUUUAGAAAAGUAAUAGACUUUAUGUAUGUUGCAAGGUUUUGUAUUUAGAAGUUCUUUUAAAGGUACCCGUUUUAAAAUUUCACGAAGUCAUAUUUAUGCAUGUAUAUAUCCUGAAAAGUUUCUUAUCCUUUCCUAUUUUACCUUAAAUACGAUAAAACCCUUCCAAUAAAAGAAUCCGAUUUCUAAGGUAUAAUUUGUUUAGACGAAUGUUGGAAACAAGCAAUAGCAACGUCGGUGCAGAUAGUACACACACUAUGCAAGUAUUUGUGUAUUCGUGGUACUCUAUUUGGUUUCUCUCUUUAUACACACAGUGGACAAUAGAAGUGUCACCC